This is a messenger RNA of Sitodiplosis mosellana (orange wheat blossom midge), 4464 nucleotides long. Its product is annotated as mitochondrial tRNA-specific 2-thiouridylase 1-like. The transcript has 4 exons. Gene Ontology annotation, biological process: tRNA wobble position uridine thiolation. The record is from RefSeq and is a predicted model, not a curated record. Gene Ontology annotation, cellular component: mitochondrion. Gene Ontology annotation, molecular function: transferase activity. Lineage: Eukaryota; Metazoa; Arthropoda; Insecta; Diptera; Cecidomyiidae. The coding region runs from base 148 to 831 and encodes 227 amino acids.
ACAACACUUGAGUUAAAUCGGUUCGGCUAAAUGUACCAUGUAAAUAAACAAUUGUGAGGUUAUGUUUACGUUUUGUUUUGAAAUAUUUUCAUUCGCCUGAUGGCAGCAUGAAUCCCAUCAGAGAGCCUUUAAAUUCGAUUUUAAAAAAUGAUUCGUAAAGUUGUGGUGGGAAUUUCGGGUGGAGUUGAUUCAGCGGUGGCCGGUUUUAUGCUGAAGCAAAAAGGCUUUGAUGUUCGUGGUGUUUUCCUGAAGAAUUGGGAUUUAGUUGACGAAACGGGCUAUUGCUCAGCUGAACAGGAUUGGGAAGAUGCACAAUAUGUCUGUGAUAAAUUACAAAUACCCAUUCAACGCAUCGAUUUCGUGAAGCAAUACUGGACUGAUGUGUUUGAGAACACUUUAAGGGAAUACCAAAAUGGUCAGACACCAAAUCCGGACGUUUAUUGCAAUAAAUACAUAAAAUUCGGCGCAUUUUAUCGACACAUCAAGGAAAAUUUGGUAGCAGAUGCAAUAGCUACCGGACAUUAUGCCCGCACAUCGUUUGGACAAUUUCUGGAAGAUAUUCAACCAAAUCAAAAUGUAAAAUUGCUACGAGCCGUUGACCCUCGAAAAGACCAAACAUUUUUUCUGUCGCAAAUACCUCAAGAUGCCUUACGUCACACCAUGUUUCCAGUGGGUUCAAUGCUCAAAUCAGAUGUAAAGAGAUUAGCCCACCAAAUUGGACUCGAAUCAAUCGCACAAAAGCGUGAAAGUACGGGUUUGAUUAAGCCUGUAAAUUCAAUCAUAUUUAAGGUGGUCAAAAAGUUAAAAUUAGGCGAGUGUAGCGAUAAUUAAUUCAUUUCCAAUCAGUCCAGCAUUGCUAUAUGGUUGCUGUAUUUUUAUGAAGAUAAAAACCGAACCACCUUAAGUGUAACCUCAUCUUAGAUGCUCAAAGAAAGUCGCUUUCAAAUGAUGUAUUACUCAAAAUGAAUAACUUAAAGGAUUUUGGAAAUGCCAAUAUCUCAAUGUUGACCGAUUUUUGAAUCGUGAAGCUUUUUUCGAUUGUCAGAAACGACGAGAUAAAAAUUUUAUCACAUUUUACAGAUACGUAAAUUUUCAGAAAUGGCCAAAAUUUUGCUUGUGUAGUAUUUUGAGAGCUCUAAACGAUGACAUAUUGGAUUUAUCAUUGGACACAGUGAUACACUUUUUUCGGCUUAUUACACAUUAGGCACAACAAGAAUUACUGUUUUUUACAAGAAAAUGUUAGAACUUAUAAACAAAUUCGGCGGAUUCAUAGAAAGCGAACAAUCAGCACAUAAAGUGUGCAGUCGAUGUUAGCUGAUGAUUGCAACAAAAGGUGUCAAUAGGACUGAUUUUGUCCGUCCUUUUGUGAUUUUUUUUGGAUGGACAAUUUCAUUCUGUCCGUCCAUUUGGGAUUGAAAGACGGACAAUUUUAUUUUGUGUGUCCGUUUAUGGAUUUGGGACGGACGGACGGACAAAGUCUAUGUCCGUUUGACUCCUUUAUGAUAUUUUGUAUAAAACAAUAUCAGAAAUAAAUUCUCCGUCGAAAAAUAAGUGAUAACAGGCUAUUAUUAAUAGCUCAUCAAAUGUUUGAAAAACUUUAUUUUCGGGUGCUUUUCGGACGAAGAAAAUUAAAUUGUCCGUGUUUGAAUCCCAAACGGACAGGACAAAAAUGAAUUGUCCGUCCUUAAUAUCUGUAAGAGAGAUAGAUAAUUGAUAUCUGUAAGAGCUGAAACGAAGCUUCGGAUUGAUUUUGAGCCUAUUCUGACCUACCAAUUUUGAUCUAUCAGCCUCGGACUGAUGACCUGAAAACCCUUGUAAAAUGGCACUUUUGUAUGAAAAGCUUUGAUCAAAGCAAACUGCCAUUUUUUUUAUGAGAAAUCACCCAAAAAGCCAUGUUUUAUGGUUUCAGCAAGGGGGAAAUCACUCAAAAGUAAUACCAAAUAGAAAAGUAAUACCUCAGUUAUUUCUAGUAAUACCUCUGGUACUACUUUUGAUAUUUCUAUGAAAAAAGUAAUACCGAAAAAAAGUAAUAUCCAAGUAAUACCAAGUAAUACUGAUCAAUAGAAGUAAUACACCUGGUAUUACUUUUGAUUUGUACGGAAAGUAAUACCAAGUAAUACCAUUUAUGUAAAAGUAAUACCUAAGAGUGAUUUGCCCCUCGGGUUUCAGUCAAGGCAUACCGAUAUUAUUUUUUUUGCAAAAAUAUUGGGGGUUUGCAAACAAUCAAACAUCUACUUUCCCAUAAGUUUGGUCUAAAAUCGACAUUUCUUGAAAUUUUCCCCAAAAAUGACACUUCUAUAUGGGAAAUCGUCAGAAUUGCUAUUUUUCAAGGUCAAAACUGCUAUUUUUGGCAAAAUAAUCAGGGAUUGUUUGUGCAAGUUUGUGUUUUUACUUUACCGCAAACUUUGUUUGUUAGGUAAAGUAUUGGUUUUACUAGCCAAAAUUUCAUGACAUCUCCUCUUUCGGACCACUAUAACGUCACGCCAAACUUGAAAAAGCACAUAUCUGUACACUAGGCAAUGUAGAUGGGAUCAAAUCCUAUCGAUCAAGACCUAUCCACCCCCAAAAACAUGUUGUUUACUAUGAAAUAUGUGCAAAAUAGCGAUGUGCGUAUGGCGUCGUUCGCGUUCGCGUCCGCGUCCGCGUUCGCGUCCGAGCUUUUUGUUCGCCGAUUAUCUCAAAAAGUUGACAAGAUAAUUGAGAUCUGUAAGAACCAAAAGUUUUGGCAUGUCGAGACAAAGCUUCGGAUUGAUUUAGAGCCCAUUCUGAUUUACCAAUUUCGUACCAUAAGCCUCCGACUGAGGACCUGAAAAACCUUGAAAAAUGACACUUUUAUAUGAAAAAUCACUUAAAAAACCAUUUUGCAGGAUUUUGGUCAAGGUAAACUGACAUUAUUUUGUGAAAAUAAUGGGGGUCUGGGAACAACCGAAUACCUACUUUCCCAAAAAUUUGGCCUGAAAUCGACAUUUCUUGAAAUUUUCCCCGAAAAAUAGACUUUUAUAUGAAAAAUCACUCAGAAAGCCAUUUUUUAGGGUUUCGGUCAAGGCAAACUAAUGUUUUUUUGCAAAAAUAAUGGGAGCCGUCAAACAACCGAACACCUACUUGCCCAUAAAUUUGGUCCAAAAUCGACAUUUCUUGAAAUUUUCCUCGAAAAAUAGACUUUUGUAUGAAAAAUCACUCAGAAAGCCAUUUUUUAGGGUUUUGAUCAAAGCAGACUGAUGUUUUUUUGCAAAAAUAAUGGGAGCCUUCAAACAACCGAACACCUACUUGCCCAUAAAUUUGGUCCGAAAUCAACAUUUCUUGAAAUUUUGUUCGAAAAUGACACUUUUGUAUCGAAAAUGGUCGAAAUAAUUAUAUUUUAAGGUAAAAAAUGCUAUGAAAAAAGGGUCCAUUCAAAUUUUGGUUAAACAUUAAGCGGGAGGUAAACUAAAUUGCUGCGGAGCAGUAAAGUUUGGAUUACGUAUGUAAUUCGUUUUAUUUGCAUAUGCUUUGAUAGUAAAUUGUAAACAAAACGUUGUUCUUCCGAUGUAUAUGAAUUUAAUUGCAACAUCGGCGUUGGAAAUCGUGACGAUUAUCUCUGGGCGAGUGUCGAUGAAUCGAACAAAUUACGAUUUUUCAAGGCUAACGAUAGCUGCCUUAUGCGAUAAUGAAAAUAUACGUCCUGAACGUACUGAAAAUAUUGCUCAAGACGCGCGAGCGCAAAAUUUUUUCCCUCUUCAACAACGUAGCGUGUGUAUUCAACUGUGUUUACUGAGAACUACAUUAAAAAGGGCGCUCAAAAUGAUUGAAUAUAUGUUGCAAUCAGUUGAAUAAACGCUGAAAUCAUAUUGUUUAUAUUUUGAAUUUUAGAAAGGGCGCUUGAAAUACAAGCGACACUUGAAUAUAGUAAAAUCGCACCAAAACUUGAACAUUGAACACCAUUUUCUUCAUUUUUGGCGCCCUUUUGAAUACAUCUCGCGCCUUAUCCAUGUAAUUCUCGAUACAAAUUUGGGUUUGCGCGCUAUAUUUUUGAAUAGUCCCAAGAUUUUGCUUUCACGCGCUUUUCGCAAUAAUGUAAAAUGUUCAUUCAAAGUACGGUUUGGAGUCCAACCGUGUGUAACGUUUCCAUCGGAGUGGUGCACAGGGGAGGAGUAAGACCGGGUUACCCCCUCCCUUAAUUUGUUUCUCGGAAAUUUGUCAAGAAAUUUUUUUUCUAAAUUAUUUCAAAUUAAAAUUAGAAUUAAUUCAUUAUUCCUGAAAAAAUGGAAAUGAUUCAGCUAUUGUUUUUUAUUGUUAACUAAACAUAUAUGUACCAACAAAAAGAGAGGGUUUUUCAUGAAUCCUAUUGGACUCAUUUUCCCUGGAAAAACUUGAAUAUUCAGGUGGUACUUGGCAGUUUCAAUAAAUGAAAAUAUUUAUCUUAUUCUUUGUCAGACUCAUUGAAAAUAUGUAUUUUUUAAAUAAAAACAUAUGUGCAUUACGCCA